CUGGCUGAUGCUCUGGCAUCACGAUUUCGAUGCCCGUUCUUAGGGUUCCAAUUCGCUCCCCACCCCCCUCCCCUCCGAUCCCUUGCAGAAGCUCCUUCUUGGUCUUUGAUUUUGUUCUGAAAUCAGAUGGCCUUCAGGGUUUGUGGGAGAGGGAUCAUGUGUCAGGUAAUUAAGAUUUAGGUCUCCAAUCGCACGCUGCUUGGUUAUAUUGCGCGGAAUUUUGGGAUUAUAUCAAUUCUAGGUGCAUUUGGUGCGGAUUUUGUCAAGGAAAGGACGAUUUUUUUUUCCCUUUUUUUGUGAUUAAGUUUGGGAGAAAUUUCUGGAAAUAUCGUAAAGGUCUGGUUUUGGGAGCGUAAGGAUGUACCGGAGCGUGGCGGCGGCCGGUCCAACACGGGGCGGACUGCCAUCUGACAGCGGAGACGGAGUGGUGACGCUGGACCAGGUGCCGAGGUGGAUCGACGCUGACCAACGUUCCGCGACAUAUGGCUCCGGGGAUCCUUCCUCUCCAUUCUCCUAUUUCUCGGAUCCUCUCACGGCUUCAGCCGAGGGUGAUGCGGGGAAUGAUGGGGUGGUAUCUAGGUUUCCGGUUGAUCAAGAGAUCAAUUCCAAAAUAUAUCUGUGGCGUGGCCAUCCAUGGAAUCUUGAAGUUGAUGCUGUAGUUAAUUCUACCAAUGAGAGUUUGGAUGAAGCUCACAGCAGCCCUGGGCUGCAUGCUGCUGCCGGACCAGGUCUUGCUGAGGAAUGUGCUACGCUGGGUGGUUGCAGAACUGGCAUGGCGAAAAUGACCAAUGCAUAUGAUCUUCCAGCUAGAAGGAUCAUUCAUACUGUGGGUCCCAAAUAUGCUGUCAAGUAUCAUACUGCUGCUGAAAACGCUCUCAGUCACUGUUAUAGGUCUUGCCUGGAGCUUCUUAUCGAGAAUGGACUUCAGAGCAUUGCGAUGGGCUGCAUUUAUAUAGAAUCCAAAAAUUAUCCCCGUGAACCGGCAGCACAUGUAGCAAUAAGGACUGUCAGAAGAUUUUUGGAGAAACAGAAAGAUAAGAUCACUGCUAUUGUUUUCUGUACAUCUACGUCAUCUGAUACAGAGAUCUAUAAACGAUUGCUUCCACUUUACUUUCCUAGGGACAAGCAUGAAGAAGAGGUUGCAAUAUCUAAGCUUCCAGCUGAUGUAGGGGAUGAGAAUGGGGAGACUACUAUAGAUGAGCGGAAGAUUAGAAUCAAACCUUUGCCUGCAGUUUCUGUGAAUGCCCCAAAACCUUCUAUUGCCACUAUAGAUCCUCCUCUUAGUGAUGUGGGAUUGACUAUACAACGGAAAAAAUCUUUUCAAUUGGAUGCAUACUUGGAUCCGGCUUUCAUGUCACUUAUUAAGGACCCUGAUCAACAGCGCAAAGAGCAAUGGGAGAAGGCUGCUCAAGCAAAAGGUGGUUUUAAUUGUGCUAAGCUGCUAGGAUUUGGGGAUCUUGGUGGCCCUCCACUUUCCGCUGCUGAGGAGUAUUCACUUCAUUCCCGAUAUCUCGCCAAAGCGAAUUCUCUAAAUCUUUCCGAGAUUGCAGAAAUGAAAAUUGUUUAUCGGGGUGGUGUAGAUAGUGAAGGUCGUCCGGUGAUGGUUGUUGUUGGAGCUCAUUUUCUUCUUCGCUGUAUGGAUUUGGAGCGCUUCAUUCUUUAUGUGGUGAAGGAAUUUGAACCCUUGAUUCAGAAGCCUUACACAAUUGUUUAUCUUCACUCUGCUGCAUCUUUGCAAGUACAACCAGAUCUUGGAUGGAUGAAGCGGUUAGAACAGAUACUUGGUCGUAAACACCAGCGCAAUCUGCAUGCGAUAUAUGUUCUACAUCCCACUCUGGGUCUCAAGGCGGCAGUAUUUGCUUUGCAGCUAUUGGUAGAUGGAGAGGUGUGGCGGAAGGUUGUAUAUGUUGAUCGUUUAUUGCAGCUCUUUAGAUAUGUACCACGUGAGCAGUUGACGAUCCCAGAUUUUGUCUUUCAGCAUGAUCUUGAAGUGAACGGAGGCAAAGGCCUCAUUGUAGAUCCAAGAACAAAAUAUAUCUAUCACAGACCUUCUGCCUGAGAUAAUAGCUCCUGAAAGCUGAAGGCCCGCCUGGUAGUUUAUGUUUUGUUUUAUUCUCUUUUUGUGCUUGAUAAAUCAUCUGUACAUUUGUUAGCUUGUCUAGUUUGUUCUUUA
Messenger RNA from Dioscorea cayenensis subsp. rotundata (Guinea yam), 2173 nucleotides. Its product is annotated as protein GDAP2 homolog. Lineage: Eukaryota; Viridiplantae; Streptophyta; Magnoliopsida; Dioscoreales; Dioscoreaceae. The record is from RefSeq and is a predicted model, not a curated record. Bases 359 to 2059 code for a protein of 566 amino acids. The transcript is spliced from 15 exons.